Messenger RNA from Mesorhabditis belari, 2634 nucleotides. NCBI's taxonomy places the organism in Eukaryota, Metazoa, Nematoda, Chromadorea, Rhabditida, Rhabditidae. The record is from the annotation of a GenBank genome assembly.
AUGGAUCAUUCAUUAGCGAAUCGACUUGGCAAUGACGUCAUUGAAUUUGCAGCACAUACAAGUGCUCAUGGAAUUCCGCGUGCCUAUGUCGCAAAUGGAUGUCGUCGUUUUUUGUGGAUGGGUUUAUUCUCAGCUUGUUUUGCCACUUUUCUCUACCAAGCUUAUUUGAUUAUUGUACGAUUCAAUCGAAAUGAUAUAAUUGUGAAUGUUGAGAUCAAGUAUAAAGAUAUCGCUUUUCCGUCGGUGACCGUCUGCAAUUUGAACCCAUAUAAAACAUCGAAAGCUCUCGAGUUUGGCGGUGUUAAAGAUACGCUAGAAUCUUUGAACAAAGCAAUGAAAGCGAAAAAUCUCGAAUCGCCAAGAUUGAGGAGAGCUUUGGGUGAAUCACCAAUCAAUCUAUCCAUUCACUCACUCAUUCCCCAAGCUGCAUCGGUCUACUGUAGCCGAAUCUCGACAAAUGCCACCGACUAUGAACCGAGAGUGAACGGUGAUGAGAAAUGUAUUUGUGCCUCAUUUCCCACAAAUUUUCUUUACUGGAAAUGUCGUCUUGAAGAGAAAUGGAGCUCAGAGUUGUGUGAAUGGAAAAAUGAGAGUCUGUUGGUGGGAAACACUCACACAAAUCUUCAUCCAUGUUUCUGUUUGGAUGGGUUUUGCAUUCAGGAUAGUCAAGUUGCAGAGAUCAUUCCAACUGAACCGUUGCCAAUCUCAACGAGAAAAUGCAAGUAUUCAUCAAAUGAGACUUGUCUUUGCGUUGGUUCAUCUUCUCAAAGAAUUGAAAUUUCAUCGAUGUAUUGUGCCCCAUUCGCGAAUUGGUCUAUGCACACUUGUGGUUUAUGUGAUUGGUCCGGUCGUUGCUCGAAAUCAUUGAGUCUUUCGGAUGGAGACACACAAUGUUUGUGUCAUCAAAACCGCUGCUUUCAAAUAGAAUCUCAAGAAAAACUUGAAUCAGUGCAUGAGAAGGAGACGACAAAGAGAUCGAUUCGAAUUCGCCGCCACAAUCGUCGAAUCUACGAAAAAAUCCUUGCCAAUUAUGAUGGUUUAUUGGCUGUUUACACUUCUUGUGAUCGACAAGGGAAUGAAUGGAAAGCUUUGAUGGAAAAAGACUCGAACCGAAGCACUUGCCUCUGUUUUUACAAUAAAAAGAAUGGGAUUGUUUGGCCUUGUUAUUUGCCGGUUGAUUGGAAAGAAAAAAAGUGCACUAGCUGUGUCACUUUUGGCAAUUGUGAUUACUCGGAUGAUCCAAAAGCUGCAUUUGACUGUCUCUGUGCAAUGCCGAUCAAGCUUUGUGUUAAAAUUGAACCACCAAAUGGGAACACAACUGCUUUAGUUGAACGAGUUGUCCCAUAUUGGGAAAUUCUCCCAACAACAACAAUUUCACCAAUUCAAAAGAAGAAAGAAGAGACGGAAAGAGCUUACAAUUAUGUGGCUUCGGAUCCGGUUGCUCUCAACACUCAAGCAAAAGAAAAUGUGAUUUUUGUUUUGGACAAAUUGACACCACUCGAAAGAUCCCAGAUCAGUUACACGAAAUUCGAAUUCAUCACUCGAUGCUCCUUCAACGGCCGUGAUUGCAACAUUUCACAUGAUUUCUCGCACUACCUCGACCCAAUCUAUGGUACUUGCUUCACUUUUAAUCAUGAUCCAAGACAAUCGAAUCUUACAAGUGAAAGAGCUGGGCCUAAUUACGGAUUAAGAUUUCAAGUUUUUGUCAAUAUCGAAGAAUACAUGCCAACCACAGAAGCUGCUGGAGUUCGAUUGACUGUACAUUCAUCCGAUGAACAACCAUUUCCCGAUACUUUGGGCUAUUCAGCUCCAACUGGUUUCGUUUCAAGUUUCGGAAUUCGAAUGAAACACAUUUCCCGUCUUCCAUCACCAUAUGGAGAUUGCGUGAAAAACGGAAAAGAUGAGAAUUUUAUCUACACGACAAAGGAGUAUUCAACUGAGGGAUGUCAGAGGAGUUGUGUUCAACAGCAUUUUGUCAAAAAAUGUGGUUGUGGCGAUCCACGUUAUCCAAGAUGGAAUCACAGCCAUUCAUGUCCUGUUGAUGAUGAGUUAAAAAGAAAAUGUCUUCACAGAGAAACCGAAUACGCUGCAAAGAAUAUUGAGAAAUUGAAAUGCAAAAAGUGUCGACAACCAUGCAGCCAACAAGUUUUUUCGAUCUCAUAUUCGGCAUCUCGAUGGCCAGCUACACUUGCAAAUAGGAACGAUUGUCCAAAAGGCUUAAACGAGCAGCAAUGUCUAAACUAUCUUCGCGAACAAGGAGCGAUGAUUGAGGUAUUUUUCGAGCAACUCAACUACGAAGCUCUUCAAGAAUCUGAAGCUUACGGGUGGAUUAAUCUCUUAUCAGAUUUUGGUGGUCAACUCGGUCUUUGGAUGGGUGUUUCGGUGAUUACAAUUUCGGAAGUAGGACUUCUUGUGCUCGAUAUCGUUUUCUCACUAUUUGGAUUCAAGAGGAAAAGCAAUGGAAGAAGUCAAAUGCCCCACAAUCGUUCCCCCUCAUCUGCAUCUCUUAAACGUGCAUUCACUCAUCAAACUGUCCCUCAAAAGACAACAAAAUACACCAAUGGCACAACACUCCUUGAAAAACAGGUUCCCGCAGUCCACUCAAUGUUUACGACUGAUUUUCCCCAGGACAAU